Triplophysa rosa is the source of this 1072-nucleotide messenger RNA. Its product is annotated as putative nuclease HARBI1. The transcript has 4 exons. NCBI's taxonomy places the organism in Eukaryota, Metazoa, Chordata, Actinopteri, Cypriniformes, Nemacheilidae. Bases 41 to 1072 code for a protein of 343 amino acids. The record is from RefSeq and is a predicted model, not a curated record.
AUUGUGAACAGCCGUGUGAGAGACGUUUACUCGCACAGCAAUGGCUUCGCCGUUUCUGGAGAGUCCUGUGGAUAUAGGCGCUCAAAUUGUAAAAAGAGCUUUUCGCGAGGAAAGGGUGUUGCGAGAUAGACAAAACCCACUUGCCUUCCCUGAUGACUAUUUAUACGAGAGAUACAGAUUUUCGGCGGAAGGAAUCGUGUAUCUUUGUCGGCUUCUUGAGCGCCACAUUAAAAAUCCGACGCGGCGAAGUCAAGCGAUCAGUGUACCUCAAAUGUUAUGCAUUGCCUUGCGUUUCUUCACAAGCGGUACAUAUCUGUAUGCUGUGGGUGAUGCCGAAAAGAUCAGUAAAAACACUGUCUGCCGAACUAUCCGCCGGGUGGUCAUCGCACUUCAGAGAUAUAUAAACACUUUCAUUGUGUUCCCUGGUCAUUUACCCACUGUUGCCAUAAAGGAGGGUUUUCAUAAAAUAGCUGGAUUCCCCAAAGUCAUUGGAGCAAUAGAUUGCACACACAUUGCAAUUUCUAAGCCCGUUAAAGAGAUUGAGGCUGACUAUAUUGACAAGAAAUUCACUCACAGCCUCAAUGUUCAGAUGACAUGUGACCAUCAAUGUAUGGUCACAAGCUUGGAUGCUAGAUGGCCUGGAUCAGUACAUGACUCUCAAAUUUUCAACGCAUCAGUGUUGUAUCAGCGCUUUAAGGACGGGCUAUAUGAUGGCAUCUUGGUAGGAGACAGAGCAUAUGCUUGUCAGAGCUUUUUGAUGUCUCCCUAUCAGAACCCAGAGACACGACCACAGCAUGACUUCAACAUGGCCCUCGGUCAAACAGGGCUCAUGAUAAAAAGGACUUUUGGCAUUUUAAAGUCACGGUUUGGAUGUCUCCGUGAUCUAAGGGUGUCACCAGAACGGGCAUCACAGAUCGUCGGUGCGUGUGUUGUCCUCCACAACAUAGCUACUACAAGAAAGGAAGCAAUGCCACAGGAACACCACAUCCCCCCUGAUGACGUUGAUCCUGUUAGCCCGGAUCACCCAGCUGGCAGAGCUAUGCGAGAUAACAUAACUACACAGUAUUUUUAG